AUGCUAAAACAGCCAGCAUGCCGGCUGAGCUUAUCAACAGAACAAUGCCCAGUUACUGAUGAAGAAAGAGAUUACAUGAGCAAAGUCCCUUACUCUACUGCAGUAGGUUCAAUUAUGUAUUCAAUGGUAAGCACAAGACCAGACCUUGCUUACUCAAUUUGUUUGCUCAGUAAGUUCAUGUCCAACCCAGGAAAAGCACAUUGGACAGCAAUGAAACAUGUGCUGAGAUAUAUGGCAAGUACUACUGAACUGGGAUUUAAAUAUGAUGCUGAUUUUGCAGGGGACAAAGAUUCAAGAAAGUCUUCCACAGCUUAUGUUUUUAUGGUAUCUAGAAAAGCACAUUGGAUAGCAAUGAAGGAAUUUUUGAGCUGGGAUCAAAGAAGGGUCUACACCAAUGACUAA
Molecule: messenger RNA, 402 nt
Organism: Humulus lupulus (European hop)
Lineage: Eukaryota; Viridiplantae; Streptophyta; Magnoliopsida; Rosales; Cannabaceae
Product: secreted RxLR effector protein 161-like
Exons: 1
Coding region: 1-402 (133 amino acids)
Source: RefSeq, a predicted model, not a curated record